AUGGGCACUGCCACUAGGUUAGUCUGCUUUGCAGCGGCGUUGCUUAGCGUUUCCGGUUUCUCAAUUCCAUUGAGACAAGACCCAGAGACCUUAUGCAUCGGCCAGGAGAAUUUCUUACGGAUCCCGAACAUCGAAAGCUGCACUUUCUACUACCAAUGCUAUUCUGGGCAGUCUUACCUGAUGCAAUGUCCAUCUGGGUCGUGGUUCAACGAACAGAACCAGGUAUGUGACUCAUCAAAUGCACCAGAAGGUUGUAUAGUAGAGCCAGAGACUCCAGAACCAGAACCGGAAGAAGUAACAGAACCUGAGCAAGAGCAAGAGCCGGAACAAGAGCCAGAGCAAGAGCCGGAACAAGAGCCAGAGCAAGAGCCGGAACAAGAGCCAGAGCAAGAGCCGGAACAAGAGCCAGAGCAAGAGCCGGAACAAGAGCCAGAGCAAGAGCCGGAACAAGAGCCAGAGCAAGAGCCAGAACAAGAGCCAGAGCAAGAGACGGAACAGAAGCCAGAACAAGAGCCAGAACAAGAGCCAGAGCAAGACCCGGAACAAGAGCAAGAGCCAGAACAAGAGCCAGAGCAAGAGCCGGAACAAGAGCCAGAGCAAGAGCCGGAACAAGAGCCAGAGCAAGAGCCCGAACAAGAGCCAGAGCAAGAGCCGGAACAAGAGCCAGAGCAAGAGCCGGAACAAGAGCCAGAGCAAGAGCCGGAACAAGAGCCAGAGCAAGAGCCGGAACAGAAGCCAGAACAAGAGCCGGAACAAGAGCCAGAGCAAGAGCCGGAACAAGAGCCAGAGCAAGAGCCCGAACAAGAGCCAGAGCAAGAGCCGGAGCAAGAGCCGGAACAAGAGCCAGAGCAAGAGCCGGAACAAGAGCCAGAGCAAGAGCCGGAACAACAGCCAGAGCAAGAGCCUGAAUCUACUCCAGAACCUGAGCAGGACAACGAAGAAGAGCUUAUUCCGGUUGAAACAAAUGAGAUAGAUGAUGAAACUAAAUUUAAGACAAGAAAAUUAAAACAAUUGGAUGGAGAAAAUCAAAAUGAUCAAGAUGGAGAACAACCUGAAGAUGAAGACGAACAACCUGAAAAUGGAGACGAACCAGAAGGUGACGAUGACAAUGAAUCAGAUGGUAAUGAUGAUAACGAACCUGAAGGUGAUGAUGAUAAUGACGAUGAGCCAGAGAACGAUAAUGAAAACGAAGAAGACUCGGCAAGAAAAGUAAAAUCUAGGCAGCUCAGGCAGGUUAAUGAUCAUAAUCACGAUCAUCAUCACGAUCAUCACCAUGAUCAUAAUCAUGAUGAUGAUACUUCAGAAGGAUCUGGUAGUGACGAAACAGAGUAUGAUAUUAUUCCUCAAGGUAUCCCAUUGCAAGAGGAAGUUGAAGCUGAUGACGAAACUGACUCGGCUCUCCAAAGAGUCAAGCGUUCAGCAAAACAAAUGAACAGUGCAGAUACGGAGAAAGCAGUAGAAGACGAAAUCGCGGCUCAGAACAUCUUUUACAGAUGGCUCCGAGCUGUGUAUUAA
This is a messenger RNA of Leptosia nina, 1515 nucleotides long. Lineage: Eukaryota; Metazoa; Arthropoda; Insecta; Lepidoptera; Pieridae. The record is from the annotation of a GenBank genome assembly.